Messenger RNA from Suillus discolor, 977 nucleotides. RefSeq lists its product as uncharacterized. The record is from RefSeq and is a predicted model, not a curated record. Bases 106 to 894 code for a protein of 262 amino acids. Lineage: Eukaryota; Fungi; Basidiomycota; Agaricomycetes; Boletales; Suillaceae. The transcript is spliced from 12 exons.
GCGGAUAAUACGUGCGUAUCUUUCAGCUUCACAUAUGCAUCACCUAGUAUAACUUGCUCAGUUUUGGAGCGUUCUUGAUUGGGGUUGUAAUCUCUGCCGUGCUUUAUGGAGACGUGGUACUACUUUAGCCGGUAUUUCUCGGAUCCUUGGCACCACAAACUUUUAGUAGUGUACACGUACCUUGUCAUUGACUUUGGCAACGCCAAUGAUCUCGAGAAAAUUGUGUGGAGCCUAUUGGUUGAAGUUUUGUUCAAUGGCUUCACGGGGUUUAUGGUUCAAAGCUUCCUCGCCAGGCGUGUCUACCACCUGAGCAACAAGAACAUGAUUAUAACCGCAUCCGUGAUGUCACUUGUUAUCGCUGAACUUGUCAUUGUUGUCAGUGAUCUCGAGUUGGCGACCUUCACUCAAGUUCGCCAGAUCAAGUCAUGGUCAAUGUCUAUAAAUGCUGUAGCAGCUGUCGGAGAUAUCCUUAUCGCUGUCUUGCUCUGCACAUUCCUCCAACGAUCUCGCACUGGGUUCCGCCGGUCCGAUACUAUGAUCAACAAGCUCAUGCUGUUCACUAUCAACACUGGUCUAAUUACCAGUGUUUGCGCAAUGAUGUCCUUCAUUUCUAUUGUAGUGUGGCCUGAUACCUUCAUUUACAUCGCAUUCUAUUUCUGCGUGGGACGUCUUAAUUGCAAUUCCCUGCUGGCAACCCUCAAUGCACGCAAGGGUAUCCGCCGUGAUGGCGAUGCUUGUAACGAGCACGUGUCGACUUUGAUAGACAGAGCCCUGAGACCUAUCAAUAGUCUCAUCGACUCGUCGCAAAUGGAGAUGCCGAACGACCUUUCAAUUAGGACAGAUACCACGCAAGAAUACAUUGAAGAUGAGCUUAAAAAGCCUCAGUCAGUUUAAUUGCCAUGCGGAUGAGAAUCGCAAAAUGCGCCUAUCUCAUUAGUUCUUACUCCUAGAAGAGUAAGCAUACUGUGCCUUUGACA